CUGCGCAUGCGCCCUGGCAGUAUCAGUUGAAGAAGAAGAAGCCAACAUGGAGGUGUUUGUGACUUCUCCGAGCUUUAGGUUCUGUAACUGGAUGUUUCCGGACGGGUCUCUGGUCCGAGACGUUCUGACCCGGUUCGUCCAGCAGCGGGGAGUGUGUUCUCUGGAGGAUUUCUACGUCAUCAGAAAUGGUCGCCUGUCUGAGCCUGAGGAUGUUCUGCAACGUGGAGCCGUCUAUCACCUGGAGCCCCGCCUCUGUGGGGGGAAAGGAGGGUUCGGCUCCAUGCUGAGAGCUCUGGGUGCUCAGAUCGAGAAGACGACAAACCGCGAGGCGUGCAGAGAUCUGAGCGGCCGCCGCCUCCGAGACGUCAACCACGAGAAAGAGAUGGCUGAGUGGCUGAAGAAGCAGACGGAGCGCGAGGCGGAGAAGGAGCAGCGCCGCCUGGAGCGGCUGCAGAGGAAGCUGGCCGAGCCGCGGCACAACUUCACCGACACAGAGUACCAGAGGCAGUGCCACGACCUGUCAGAGCGCCUCGAGGACUCGGUCAUCAAAGGUCUGCAGGCGUCCUCCAGCAGUCAGGUGAAGGUGGACGACGUCUCACCGUCAAAGAGACCGAGCAGCGAUCACAGCGAGCAGCCGCAACCAAAGAAGAAGAAGGCAGCCGCCUCAGCAGCCUGUUACUGGACGGGCGUGGGCGACAUGCUGAGCUCAGAGGACGAUGAAGAAGAUGAAGAAGAUUCCUCCUCUUCCUCCACCUGUGGAGCUGCUGCUGCUGUUACCAUGACGACACGCACAGAGGAGGCGGAGCCGAGCAGCAGCUCGUCUGCUGCCUCUGACUGCAGUCCGUCCUCAGAGACCAGCAGAGACCCCAAAGCUCCGGAAACUUCCAGACCUGGAGAGACUGGUAGACCUGGAGAGACUGGUAGACCUGGAGAGACUGGUAGACCUGGAGAGACUGGUAGACCUGGAGAGACUGGUAGACCUGCAGAGACUGGUAGACCUGCAGAGACCACGAGACCAGCAGAGGAGUCCGGCUCUUCAUCUCCACAGCAGGGUGGCCCUGCGGUGGACGUGUCCUCUCUGUCCUCGGUGGAGCAGCUGGAGUCUCUGGGUCUCAGCGUCCUGAAGGAGGAACUGAUGUCCCGAGGGUUGAAGUGCGGGGGAACGCUGACUGAGCGCGCCGCGCGCCUCUUCUCUGUCAGAGGACUCACUCCAGAUCAGAUCGACCCGGCCCUGCUCGCCAAACCCGCCAAGACCAACAGGAAGUGAACUCAUGAAGACUCUGACGUCUCUCCGACUCUUUAUUUUUAUUCCCCCCGCUGAGAGGGAGCAGCGUGUCGUAUUCAGUCCGACUGUAACCAAACAUUAUCAAUAAAUCAGAUUCUUUGCUGGUUUGUGAAUUUGUCCAAUUAGAAGGCAGCAUUUUCCAAAUAUUGUUUGAUAUUUCUGUCUGUACGGGACUUCUGUUUCCAGAAGUUAAACUGUCAGAUAUCAAGUUUGAUGUUUUUAUUAAAAAUGUUUCUGAAACAUAAA
Messenger RNA from Perca flavescens (yellow perch), 1531 nucleotides. Its product is annotated as SDE2 telomere maintenance homolog (S. pombe). The transcript is spliced from 8 exons. NCBI's taxonomy places the organism in Eukaryota, Metazoa, Chordata, Actinopteri, Perciformes, Percidae. Bases 47 to 1267 code for a protein of 406 amino acids. Gene Ontology annotation, cellular component: nucleus. The record is from RefSeq and is a predicted model, not a curated record.